Molecule: messenger RNA, 777 nt
Organism: Lodderomyces elongisporus
Lineage: Eukaryota; Fungi; Ascomycota; Pichiomycetes; Serinales; Debaryomycetaceae
Gene: ATO7
Product: Ato7p
Exons: 1
Coding region: 1-777 (258 amino acids)
Cellular component (GO): plasma membrane
Molecular function (GO): acetate transmembrane transporter activity
Source: RefSeq, a predicted model, not a curated record
AUGGUUGAAGCAACUUCGUCACACUCAAAAGAUGCCUACUCAGAGGACUCUUCAAUUCAAAGGGUCGAAAUAGGCAAUGAUGCCAGAGACUAUGUGGUUUUGGGUAAACUCAAAAUCUACAGACACGAAUUACAAGCGGCAUUGAUGGAUCCACUCACCGUGCAAUCUCCAUUCACACCUGCUCCAAAGACCAGUUUUGCAAACCCAGGUCCCUUGGGUCUUUGUGCGUUUGGUAUCACAACCUUUAUCUUGUGUUGUUAUAACGCACGUGUUGGUGGUAUCACCGUGCCAAACGCUGUGCUCGGUAUGGCUGUUUUCUAUGGUGGCUUGGCUCAGUUUUUGGCAGGAAUUUGGGAGUUUUUCGUUGGAAACACUUUUGGUUGUACCGCACUUACCUCUUAUGGUGCUUUUUGGUUGGCAUGGGGAGCCAUUUACAUUCCAAGCUUUGGUAUCAGAGCAGCUUAUGCCGACGAUCCAGCACAAUUGACCCAGGCCGCAGGUAUCUUUUUAACGGGCUGGGCAAUCUUUACAUUCAUGCUUACUUUGUUGACAUUUAAGACCUCGGUGGCAUUUUGUACUUUGUUUUGCUCAUUGACCAUCACAUUUAUCUUUUUGGCCGUAGGUGACUACACGGGACAAGUUGUUUGCACCAAAGUUGGUGGUGUCUUUGGCGUCAUCACUGCAUUUUUGGCCUUCUACAAUGCUUUUGCGGGUGUUGCCACUAAGCAAAACUCAUACUUUGGCGCAAAUGUCUUUCCAUUGACCAAGAAGGAGUAA